This is a messenger RNA of Macadamia integrifolia, 2504 nucleotides long. RefSeq names its product mitogen-activated protein kinase kinase kinase NPK1-like. NCBI's taxonomy places the organism in Eukaryota, Viridiplantae, Streptophyta, Magnoliopsida, Proteales, Proteaceae. The coding region runs from base 174 to 2231 and encodes 685 amino acids. Gene Ontology annotation, biological process: protein phosphorylation. The transcript is spliced from 17 exons. The record is from RefSeq and is a predicted model, not a curated record. Gene Ontology annotation, molecular function: protein kinase activity; ATP binding.
AUUCCUCUCUCAUCAGUUCUCUCCAGUCACCACCACCGACCGAAAUGAAACGGAAAGAACCCUAGUUUACUCUUUAUUCCUUGCUCCAGUAAUCUCUGAACUCACUCUCACAGUCUUCGAUUUCUACUUUCUUAUGAAAGGCAAGCUCAACUGUACAUAUUACAUAACAAUCUAUGAUGCAAGACUUCGUUGGCUCUGUUCGUCGAUCUCUGGUUUUCCGAAGCACAGAUAGAGAUGAAGGGGGAUUUGGAGGUCUGGUUGAGAAGAUUGGUACUUGUCUACGGAAAUCAAGGGUUGGCUCUCUCUCUAGACCUUUCCCUCCGGCACUGCCUCCCAUUGUGAAGGAGAAGGACAAUGUGCCUCCGAUCAGAUGGCGCAAGGGAGAAUUGAUCGGUUGUGGUGCCUUUGGUCGAGUUUAUAUGGGGAUGAAUCUCGAUUCCGGAGAGCUUCUUGCUGUGAAGCAGGUUCUGAUCCCGGCCAACUAUGCGUCCAAGGAGAAAGCACAGGCUCAUAUUCGGGAGCUCGAGGAAGAAGUGAAGCUUCUUAAGAAUCUCUCUCAUCCUAACAUAGUUAGAUACUUGGGAACUGUUAGAGAGGAGGAAACAUUAAAUAUUCUGUUGGAAUUUGUUCCCGGUGGAUCUAUCUCAUCCCUUCUUGGCAAAUUUGGGUCUUUUCCUGAACCUGUAAUAAGAAUGUACACAAAGCAGCUAUUAUUGGGACUGGAGUAUCUUCAUAAGAAUGGAAUUAUGCAUAGGGAUAUUAAGGGGGCAAACAUCCUUGUAGAUAAUAAAGGUUGUAUCAAGCUUGCUGACUUUGGUGCAUCGAAGCAAGUGGUUGAACUUGCUACGAUAUCGGGUGCUAAGUCAAUGAAGGGUACACCAUAUUGGAUGGCUCCUGAAGUCAUUCUUCAAACAGGGCAUAGCUUCUCAGCCGAUAUUUGGAGUGUUGGGUGUACUAUUAUUGAGAUGGCAACUGGAAAGCCUCCUUGGAGCCAGCAAUACCAAGAGGUUGCUGCUCUUUUCCAUAUUGGUACAACAAAGUCUCAUCCACCAAUCCCUGAGCACCUUUCUGUUGAGGCAAAAGAUUUUCUGUUGAAAUGUCUGCAAAAGGAACCAAACCUCAGACCCACUGCAUCAGAAUUGCUACAGCAUCCAUUUGUUACUGGAGAAUACCUAGAUCCUCAUCUAAUCCGUUGCACUUCAGCUAUGGAAGCUUCUGCAAGCAUUUUGCCUUCAUCUGGAUCAAGUAUGAAGAACUCAUAUAGUCCUGCUCUCAGAUCUCGGACAACCUGCGGCGGCUUGAAGGAUGUUUUUGAUAUGGGUAGUGUGAGGUGCUCAACUGUAUAUCCUGAGAAGUUCUCAGGGAUUGGACAAUGGGGAAUGAGAACAAGUGAUGAGAUGUGUCAGAUUGAUGAUAAAGAUGAUUUUUUGCUGGAUCAAUCAGUAAAACUCAAUUCCGUCUCUGUAAUGGAUGAUUUCAAUAAGAGUUUUAAUCCCAUUAGUGAGCCGACUGAUGAUUGGCCAUGCAAGUUUGAUGAAAGUCCUGGGAUAGAAGGCAGAGGAAUAGACUUGCACUCAGGUCAUCCAGUCAGUGGCAUUUCUGGGAGUCCUGGAGCAUCUGCCAAGGUUGACAAUGAUUUUUCAUUUCCGUGCGGUCCAUCAGUAUCUGAGGAUGAUGAUGAAAUUAUCGAGUCAAAAAUAAGAGCAUUCCUGGACGAGAAGGCUCUAGAUUUAAAGAAGCUGCAAACACCACUUUAUGAGGAGUUCUAUAACACAUUAAAUGCUUCUGGGCCUCUGGGUCUUGCCAGGAGCACAAAUAAUGAAAAUGCAACAAACUAUUUGAAGUUGCCUCCAAAAAGCAAGUCACCGAGUCGUGCUCCUAGUGGAACGCCAUCCUCAGCUGUUGAUGCUGCGAAUACUGCCAGUCCUGGGAGUUGUAGCAGGUUUGUAUCUAACAUCGACUCUCAUAACAAUCGAUAUCUGCGGGAAAUCCCUUCACCUCAACAGAAUGAAUGGAAAGGGCUUCUUCUUGAUAGUCGGCAGGAAUCAACCAGUCCAAGUUUAAGUUUCUCUGAGAGACAGAGGAAGUGGAAAGAGGAGCUAGACCAAGAACUUGAAAGAAAACGUGAGAUGAUGCGUCAGGCAGGUGUUGGUGCAAGGACAUCAUCUCCUAAGGAUCCAGUUUUAAAUCGGCAUAGAGAUCGGUUGUGGUUUGCAUCCCCAGGCAAAUGAAUGUAUUUACAUGUGUAUGUACUACUGUUCAUUGUUUUCCCAUCGAGUAUUAAUGUAUAUGUAGCUAUAUUUUUCUUGAAAUGGUCUAAUAAUACAAAGUGGCCACAAGCUAUCUCUACAUGCAAGCAAGCAAGGCACCACAUACCCAUCUUGUUCAGUUUCUUGUGGUUCUGCCUGAAAAUCACAGCAGUAUCCUUUUAUGCUUUUAAGCUUAACUGUAUGUCCAUGUUAUUGCUUAAUAUGAAACAUAAUUGAGUUUUUGUUUGGAGAGAA